Messenger RNA from Periconia digitata, 1210 nucleotides. The record is from the annotation of a GenBank genome assembly. NCBI's taxonomy places the organism in Eukaryota, Fungi, Ascomycota, Dothideomycetes, Pleosporales, Periconiaceae.
UAAUCCGCCGUCGAGUCACUGUUGCGCGCCCUCACCACUGUGUACGAGGGUACGAAAUUGCAGGUACUAUUGUUCUGUGUAGAUGUCUCAGAUCUCAGGUGGUAAGAGUCAACCGGUGGCUUUUUUUUUUUUUCCUUCCUUCUUUUUGAUUUUUUCCGACAUGGAUCGGACAUGGGGUGUUUGCGAUGGCACGGUACUUGGAUUCGUCGUUGGAAUCGGCGCCUCGAGAUUCUCCGGGGUGCACACACACACACACGUACGGGCACUCGGCCAUUCGGCCAUCCACGGCUGCUUCGCGCACUGCUGCUGCUGGCUGCUACAUACUUAGCUACUGCUCUGGAUAUUACCUAUCCUAUACUAUAUCAGCACGCUUCUGAUCCAUGUCGAUGUAUUUCUAGCAUCGGCAGUGCAUUGCGUACGUUACCUACGGGCGCGGCAUCGGCUGCUGGCCUCGAGACCAUUCUUUCCUCCACCCGAGCAAUCCCUCUCCUGCUUAUGUACCGUCCAUGUACUGUCAUGCGCCUGUCGGCCUGUCUGUCCAGUGUCAGCCCGUGUCAGUCAGCUAAUCUAACCUCGACCUCUGCGUCACUCCAAAUAUCAUCACAUCGUGGCUUCAUAAAACAGCAACCCCCGCCCUUCUCUAUUUCAGAUGCAACGCUGUUGUGCACAAGGAGCCUCAAGUGCAGUGAACCUGGGCAUGGAACUAUCGAACCUCGAUGUAGACUGUCCCAACACAUCGGUUCAUGGGGUCCGGCUACAUUCCGACUUGGAUAAGCUUGGUUCUACCAAUACCUGCUCAUCUCUUCAUCACACUCCCUCCACCUCGCCACAUCGUGAUAUGUACUGCCAGUGGCUUAUUCAACUCCUGUUCUGCCGUAGCUCAAUUGUCGACUUCUCCAGGUUCUGUUGCCAGUAUUGCUGCUUCGUGUGCGAAUCUUGUCCAAUUCAUCAUCGGCGCAACACAGUAAACCGUCUCGUUGCCCCCGACUCGCCAUUUACAUAUCAGGUCAAACAAUCCCGCAGUGCACUGAUAGACUGGUCUCUGAUGACAAGACUCGUUUCGUGUAGCACUGAUUGGUCCCCAGUCUCCGUUGUUCACGCGAGUAGAGUCACGUACCAAGGCAUCCAAAUGUCGAAUCCGUCUAGCCUACGGAUAUCGAUGAUACAUGCAAGCUCCCAGUCUGCAUCUUUUGUACACGGUGUCUACGGG